Messenger RNA from Bipolaris maydis ATCC 48331, 657 nucleotides. Lineage: Eukaryota; Fungi; Ascomycota; Dothideomycetes; Pleosporales; Pleosporaceae. The record is from RefSeq and is a predicted model, not a curated record.
GAAAGAAGAAAAAAAAACAUAAUACACCCGAAAUUGCAAACGCAAUUCUCUCGAUAUCACUCUAUCUCUCUCUCUCUCUCUGUGUAUCCGUUUGACCAAAAAUGGUAACUCCAAGCGGGACUCUUUUCCACAUGUCACACACAUCCACACAUUCACACGCCAUUUCCCCCCCACCCUCUCCUUCUUCUCCCCCAUCCGCAAUCCCCCGGUUUCUCACAACCCAUACUUCCCUCGCUAAUUUUUUUCAAAAAAAAAAGGACCGCAGGUGUCAUCCCCGUAUCUCGGUCACCGAGGUGCAAAACAAACACGUGUGUUGAGAAAGAUCGAGAUUCGAAAAAAAAGGUGGAGGGGUGAGAGAGAGAAAAAGCCCAGGGGUUUGCGUCUUGCAUGUGGUACGGUUGUAUGUGUGUGCUGUGCAACUGGACGGGUAAGCCCAGCGGGCCGCAGCGAAGGAAGGGAAGGGGGGGGGUUUCCGUGCAUGUGCCUCUCUCUCUUUCGUCUCAACAAAGACUGAAAGAGGGAGAGAGAGAGAGAGAAAGAGUCUCUUGUUCACGUGUGGGAAUAUACCCGAGUAAUUGAAUCAACUCUCUAUCUUUUUUUGUCUUCUCUUGCGAAUCUUUCGCUACAUGCCGAGUACAAACAAUCUUUUCUUUUGCG